CAUAUCAUCUUCUCCUCAAGUCAAAGAUGGUAAACAAUGCUGCUACGACGACGAUGACCAUACAUGGAGUAUAUGAAGAUAGAGGCAUCGCGGGAAAAGGCACAGGCGCGACAGGAGAGCGGGCUCGGUGUCUAAUGAAAGCUAGCGUCCGUCUGGCUUGGGCGGGAGUGGGCCUUGUAAAUGUUGGCAGGCCGAUUGGUCGUGUGGACCGAAUGAUUGUGUGGUUAUAAGUAACACCCAAACCCUGGCUGUAAGGGGUCAUGAACAAUUUAGCUAUCAAACAUCAGACAAACUCAUCUUCCUCCCAACUAUUCCCUUCUCCAAGUCUUAUUCUCCUCUGAGCUCUUCCUCUCCGAUCCCCCUUCCCAGGUGUUGCUAACAUUUGGUAUCAGACUAGAAAUCCUGGUCGAUCUAUCUUUGGUAUGGAUACUGCGAUGCAACGUCUUCUCGACGCAAUGGCGCAAAUGGAGGAGUGCUUGACCGAUGUGCUGACUGGCCGUGGUCGCGAGCAGGCCACCCACGGACGUACUUCCUCCUUCAACGACGAUUCAGGUGCCGACUGCAUCCUCAUCAACGUCGGCACCAACUGUACCGCGGAAGACGACCCCCCCUACUCUGUCACCGCCGCCGCUGAGGUCGAUUCUCUCCCCAACCCCAACGACGACUGCAUCGAGGAGUUCAGCCCAGGCUUCGAUGGAGAGCCAAUUUUCGACGAGGAGCCCAACGACUCCAUCGCCGAGUUCGUCGACGUCCCCUUCCACGGCGGCAGGAUCUCAACCGGUGGUAUCCACCACCCGGCCUCCACCAUGCCGAGGCUGCACGCGAGCGUGGUCGUCGACGACUGCAUCGAGGGGUUCGACGUGUUGGACGAGGACGCCGCGAGCGCCAACGCGGCUGACUUCGCCUCCACGGUGGGGGACGCCACACCCCAGGCCACCGAGACGCGGCUCAAUGUCGGAUGGGUGCGCUGGCUGGAAGGGCGGACUGGCCCCUACGACGACAUCGCAGCAGCACAAACCCUCUUCUCCGAUUUCUCCGACGACGACAGCGCCAGGACUUGCGAUGUCACCGACGUCCCCGUUGUGCACUCCGCACUCAAGGUGUUCGUCCAAAUGCUCAACGGCGGGAGUGAGCAUCCACAAGAGGGGAUGCAAACCUCCAUCGCGCGGUGCGCCAGGAUCUCCGCCUGUGACACCCACCAGCCGACCACCUCCAUGUCGUGGCUGCACACACGCGUCCAUCGCUCCGUGCAGACGCCGUCCUUGCGGGGCGUCGUCGGAAUCGCCCAGACGAGCGGCAGACCCGACGCACGCAGCCUGAUGGACAGCUCACGGAGCUGGAUCUUCACCGACGACAUUGGCAGGCUCGUCCCGUCCCGCGACGGCUCCGUCCACACCACACUCGACAUCGGAUGCGGGGUGAUGAGCUGGGGCGCGUACCUGCUGUCAUGGGACAUACUAGCCAUGGCGUUCGCGCUGCAGGACUCUCACGAGGCGCAGGUGCAGUUCACGCUGGAGCAUGGCGUACCGGCCAUGAUCAGCGUGCUCGUUGGGAAGGAGGUAGUUGAGGGCGGCGUUGUGCUGUGCAAGGACGAAGAGCGCCCCAAGGUGCCACACGAUGGCUUCAGCGACGAGGGUCUCAACACCUUGCCCACCAGGUGUUUGACGAAUUGUGUUAACCUCAUACAGAAUUGUUUCUCGCACUCAUGCAGUUGCAGAUGGGAUUCGGUGCUACAUAAGCAACCAUGGCCACCACCCGUGCAGCCCGUGCAGUUUGUGAUACCGGGAGAUGGUGUUCAAGUCUGGCUUCCGCCUUGGCCACCACCUGUGUGGGAAUUCUGGCUGUCACUGAAGAUUACUGGUCCACAGAUGAUGCAUUCGGUAGGAUACUUUGGAUUGCCAGUUAUGCCAGCGACAUGUAUUACAAUUUCAGAGAUUGUGUCUGGUUCAAGCGAGCAAAUAUUUCCUGAAACAUUUCUGCAAAGCUUACAUGAUUGCAGAGUUUGUCUUAGUGAAAAUACUGGCAGAAGUUUACUCCAGCUCCCAUGCCACCAUUUGUUUUGCUUGAUGUGUUUGAAGUCUAAUUGCAGAAUUCAUGUAAUAGAAGGGAAUUUAACCCAGGUCUGGUUAAGAGAAGAUGCAGUUGCUUACUUCAAAAAUAUGUUUGAUGGUGGCCUGAGGCCAACCUCAAAUGCAUUUAACAAAGUUAUAGAUGGCUGGGUGAAGGUUGAUAUGCUCAACGAGGCCCAUGGGUUCUUUGAUAUGAUGCCUCAAAAGGACAUAGAUGAUGUUACGGUGGUCAUUUUCUACUUUGGAGGACAACAUGUGGGCUGGGAAAUGAAGACAGAAUGGUUGUCUAAUGGUUGGCUAUGUUUGGUAUGUGGUGCAUCUGAUACUCAAGAGCUUCCUCUACAUUUCAUUAAACUUGCAAAGGAUACGUACACAUCUGACUGCAUGUUCGAAAAAAUCGGAUAUGGCACUGUGAGUGAGGCUUUGGUUUACAUGCUGUCCUUACUAUUUGUUCGAAGAGAUUAUUGCAAUGAGGAACCAUUUUUUAGGAAUGUGCUUGAGCAUUGUCAAUGUGGCAUUGAGAUGAUACGGAGGGAUUUAUUUACUGGCCAUUGGAAACAUUAUCUUCAAGGUGCUAUACCACUUCAACCCUGCUUUGAUGGUCUCAUAAAUGUUGGCAAGGUAGCCGCACGUACCCUCCAAGAUACUGUUGUAGGGAAUUCUUGCAUUGUGUCUAGACAGCCUCCAUGGCCACCCCCAACGCGUCACCAUUUCAGAACUAUGCAUGCUGAAACUGUGGCAAAUUGGAACCACUUAUUCAGCUGGUGUUUUGCAAAUUCAGAUUUGGGUGAAUUACUGACUCUCAACUGCCCUGCUGACAGAGCAAUGGUGCUGCUGAUGUACCAAAUUGAGUUGAGACUGCUCAAUUGGGCUUGGGCAGACGAGUGUGUUUUCAACCUGUGUCUACUUCGACUACACAGUGCUGUUCAUAGCAGCCUAGCCAAUGCUUAUAAAUCCUGGUUGAUAACAGUGAUUCACCGAACACACCCAAUUGGCCAAGAUCAUGUUUGGCAUAACGUGGAUAGGGGUGUGGUGUGUGGAAUUAAGGAUAGAUGCUGUGCAAGAUUGGCAAAGCUAGUUUUAUCUGCUACACUGACACAAGAUUCUGGCAAGCUUUCUCAACUUGAAUUGCACCAUCCAUUGUUGUUGAAUACUCAGUCAAGCGGCUUGAGGACAAGCCGCAUUUCAAGCGGUGGGGAAUGUCAGCAUAUCAUCUUCUCCUCAAGUCAAAGAUGGUAAACAAUGCUGCUACGACGACGAUGACCAUACAUGGAGUAUAUGAAGAUAGAGGCAUCGCGGGAAAAGGCACAGGCGCGACAGGAGAGCGGGCUCGGUGUCUAAUGAAAGCUAGCGUCCGUCUGGCUUGGGCGGGAGUGGGCCUUGUAAAUGUUGGCAGGCCGAUUGGUCGUGUGGACCGAAUGAUUGUGUGGUUAUAAGUAACACCCAAACCCUGGCUGUAAGGGGUCAUGAACAAUUUAGCUAUCAAACAUCAGACAAACUCAUCUUCCUCCCAACUAUUCCCUUCUCCAAGUCUUAUUCUCCUCUGAGCUCUUUCUCUCCGAUCCCCCUUCCCAGGUGUUGCUAACACUAUGUGAUCACGUCGCUGGAGUAGCAGAUUUUUAGAGAGCCAUGUGCUGCAUUGAAGGUAGCUUACAAUACAAUCUUUGUUUAUUUA
Messenger RNA from Zea mays, 3744 nucleotides. RefSeq lists its product as uncharacterized. NCBI's taxonomy places the organism in Eukaryota, Viridiplantae, Streptophyta, Magnoliopsida, Poales, Poaceae. The transcript has a single exon. The record is from RefSeq and is a predicted model, not a curated record. Gene Ontology annotation, molecular function: protein binding; methyltransferase activity. Bases 423 to 3308 code for a protein of 961 amino acids.